Messenger RNA from Spinacia oleracea (spinach), 773 nucleotides. Its product is annotated as small nuclear ribonucleoprotein SmD1a. The coding region runs from base 140 to 484 and encodes 114 amino acids. Lineage: Eukaryota; Viridiplantae; Streptophyta; Magnoliopsida; Caryophyllales; Amaranthaceae. The transcript is spliced from 4 exons. The record is from RefSeq and is a predicted model, not a curated record. Gene Ontology annotation, molecular function: RNA binding. Gene Ontology annotation, biological process: RNA processing; spliceosomal snRNP assembly.
GUCUUCCUGAAAAAAAACGGCGUCGUAUGAGUCAUAAGAGAUAGUUGAACCCUAGUCUCGCUCUCCCGCUCAUCGACUGCACUUCCAUUUCUCAUUCUUACCUUAAACCCUAGUUUCUCUCUCUUCUCUCAACAGCAAGAUGAAGCUCGUCAGAUUUUUGAUGAAAUUGAACAACGAGACGGUUUCAAUCGAGCUCAAGAAUGGAACUGUAGUUCAUGGAACUAUCACAGGUGUCGACAUCAGCAUGAACACACAUUUAAAGACCGUCAAACUCACACCCAAGGGGAAAAACCCAGUAACUAUGGAUCACUUGAGUGUUAGAGGGAACAACAUCCGAUAUUACAUUCUUCCUGACAGCUUGAACCUUGAAACCCUACUCGUGGAGGAGACACCAAGAGUCAAGCCUAAAAAGGCCGCUGCUGGGAGACCUGUGGGACGUGGAAGAGGCCGAGGCCGUGGUCGUGGAAGGGGUCGUGGUCGUUAAUUUUGUGGCAGGCUGGCCCAAUCGUUGUUCUUUUGGUCCUUGUAAACAGAUCUUUUGUGACCGGAAAAAGUUCAUCAGUGUCGAGGUGCGAACGUGAUUACGCUUUGACUUUAUCUGCCUUGUUGGCUGAGCUAUGAAUUGUACGUCGUAUUUCUACUUAAGGACCUUAGUAUUGAAUAUUGAUAGAUGUUGCAAAGAGGAGUGUACUUGUUAAGAAUUAAACAGUCGCUAAUUGUUUGUAGAAAUUAGUCAAGUUAUGUUUCAUCAUUAUGAUAUUACUAUUAGACCA